This is a messenger RNA of Tyto alba (common barn owl), 10030 nucleotides long. RefSeq names its product cytosolic phospholipase A2 beta. The transcript has 25 exons. Gene Ontology annotation, cellular component: cytosol. Gene Ontology annotation, biological process: glycerophospholipid catabolic process. Gene Ontology annotation, molecular function: calcium ion binding; calcium-dependent phospholipid binding. Lineage: Eukaryota; Metazoa; Chordata; Aves; Strigiformes; Tytonidae. The coding region runs from base 3073 to 5775 and encodes 900 amino acids. The record is from RefSeq and is a predicted model, not a curated record.
GAUGCUGUUUUGCCUUGCUGAAGCGCUUACAAAGAGAAGUCCUUACCUCCCAUCGGUAAGAGGAGUGGUGGAGUUUGCAGCAGAGGUCUGUGCAGUGCUCAGGAUGGGGGUGAUAUAGGUGUGCUAAGUAUCUGUUUUUGAAUGCAGAAAGUCAGUUUGUCCCCGUUUUGGGGAGGAAGAAGAAAGCCACGGCUGCUGCUGAGUUCCCAGGAGCCCUGGGGAGGGGGCUGUCUCUACGGCCUUGCCAGCUGUGGGAUCAGUGACAGCUAGGAAAUACCACUCCUCAGAGAGGGCUGACCUUGCCUGCUGGGGAGAAUGUGCAUUAUCUCACCCUUCACUGAGGUCCAAAUCUGCCAAGGAUGACUGUGAUCUACCUCGUGCAUUUGUGAGGUGGUGGCACACAGCAGCUUGCUGGCAUUUUCUAGAUAUCAAAUGGCAUCAACUGAGCAGAGUUUGAUUACUGGAGAAAUCAAGGCUUCCAUUCUGACCACAGAAGCCAACAGGAGCUGGGGUGCUCUGCCUUCACUGAGGAAGCAAAACCUUGCCUUUGAAAGAGCAGUAGUCCCUCAUUUCCAAUUCAUGCUGAGACGUGAGCCCGGUAGGAGCUCAGAUCCUGCUGAGGGCAGAACCAUGCCCUCAGUUUUCUUACUUCAGGGAGAAAUGGCUACUGAAAAGGAGCAUGUUGGGCCUCAAAGGGCUGCAGAUUCUCUCAUGCAAUGCAUCUAAUGCAGAGUGUGCCACUUCUGAUUCUCCUGCCCCAGCCAUUCCUCAAAAUGGGAGAUGGGUACCACUUAGCUCAAGGUGUAAGCAAUUAGAGUGGGGAGAUCUCGCUCCUGCUCACCUGUACUGGUCAUCCACCAAGUUUUAUGCUAUUACCUCUUCAUUAUUUUUUUUUUUCCCUACGUGUCUACGUCCUGAAUGGACUGUGGUUGUUUCAGGUGUUUAGUGAGUGGGUGGGACCUGGCAGAAGAACAAUGUUUAGCAACAAGGGAAGUCAAACACAUUUAAGGAGUUCAAUCUGAAUAAGGGACGUUUUCUUUUCCCUCGUUUUUCUAUUUUAUUGAAGCAGUCAAAAAAACCUGGCUUGUCCAUUCACAUUUGCCUCAGACUCAGGGCACAAAGCUGUGGUAUGAGUAAUUCUGUUCUUUUCUUUUUACUGAACACAGUGAGGCUUAUGCAGUACACUCUGUUCUCCAGCCUGUGGGAUAACUUGCAUCCAUUUUAAUCCCUUCUGAGGGGAAUACAAACUUUCUCAGCCUUCAGUGGGCAGUUUACAGAUCUAUACCUUGAAUUACAAAAUUGUGAGCUUCUGAGGAAAGACAUUUUCUUUGUCUAUAGGAAACUACUAUUAAAAGGAAAAAUACUUUCCAUCAGUGAAUCAACAGUGUGGUUAGUGAUGCUUUUGUACAGUCUGUUGCAUUGUCACAUUCAGCAAUCAGGUUCAAGGAAAACAGUGUUGAAGCCAGAGGAUGAAGGGAGCUGACUGGUGACUCCAUCGAUGAUAAUAGUAUACAGGGCCUCUUUUUCAUUGCUCUGGAAUGAAAACUACCCAGUUAAAAACCCCUUAUUUAUCACUUGGAUGACAGCUGUCAAGAAAGACCAAAAAAGCUGAUUUAGCUGAGCACCUCUGUGCCACACACAAACGGGAAAAUAUGCCAGCCAACCUAGUUGCACUGGGAAUUAUUUUUAAAUCAGCUGGCCUUUUAAAAUUAAACUCAAAUUUGAAACUUACCUUCAGGAAGUAAAAACUGGAAACUGAAGGGAGACUAAUAUCAAAUAAUUGCAAAUGGCCUAACUUCAGUAAAAUGCUUUUGCUUGUUCUUGGGCAUGUUCUUCAGUGAUUUGCUGUAGACUUUGACUACUUAAUGCUUCUUCUGCUCAAGAGGUGAUUUAGACAGAUGGGGCUAAGAUCACAUUUUUUUCCAAGUUAGUAGCAAAAAUUCUAUUAAUUUGCAGCCUGUAGAGUCAGAGUGCUUUAUAUAAUUUCUCCAGGCUUACAGAGUACAGACAUUUUUCAAGAACAAUGUGAAAGUUGUUAUUUAAUUAAAGAUAAUAAACCUUUAGCUGCAAAAGAGAGCCUAUGCCAUGUACAACUGAUAAAACUAAUAAAAAUUGGAUGAGGAAAGCUAUUCUUGUAAUCCCCUUGUAAUUGAAAAGUGCUUCAGAUAAAAUAGAGCAUCAAAGGAUUAUCUUGAACUGAAAGAUCACGGUUUGAUGCUUACAUCAGUCAUCCCUUUGUGUAGCACUUUGCACUACAUAUCUAUUAUGAGAAUGAGAAAUUCUUGUGACAAGUCUCUUAAGAAACUGAGAAGCAAUUUCCCUAUGCUGCUAUAAGCAAAUUUAUUGUAAGAGAAAAUUAUAUCUUGCAGUGUUUUUUGGUGCAGGAUAAUUCCCAUAGCUAUUUUGGAAUUGGGCAACAAUAGAGAUUGCUGAUUUGCCAGUGCAUACUUAAAAAUUUCCUUCUUUACUCUGGUUCAGCUUGUGAUGUCUCUACACAGAAAGGAGAUUACCCCAAAAGGAAGAGAACUGGUGUGAAAAAGCAUGUCCUUGAGUGAAAUGUCUCUAAACUCUACUAUAAGCUUACUGCUCAGACCCCAUGAAUCCAAGCCGUGUUUUCCGUUGGCCUUCAGAGAGUCCUUGUUGAUGAGAACGAACCCCACGCUGACUGAUGCCACACAAACAAGCCCACUUCACAAUGGAUUAUCAUCUAAGUAUACAAGAGACCUGAUUGCUACAUGUGGGCACCAACUCUCAGUAAACCCUCCCUUAAAUCCCCAGCAUGCAGCUCUGGGCUGCUGCCAAUAGACCGAAGAGAGAGGAUGCUGCUUUAGCUUCGGGGAUGUUCCAGUGGAGCGUGCGCUGUUUGUUAGAACAUGGAGCAUGACAAUGUUAUUUUCCAGUGAAAGCUCACCAGGUGGACUCCUGUACACUAUCUCCAGGAUUUUUGACCACAAGACUGCUGUGAGACCAGAUGUCACACAUCCUGAAAGGCUUCCAGUUGAAAUCAAUGGAAUUUGACACAUCCACAAGUAUUAGAUUGGUGCCAGAGUGAUCAGCAUCUUACAGAAAUGAAUGCCAAGACUGCCUCCAGUCCUUAUCCAGGCCUGUCCAUGGACAGCACUUCCAUUAGCAGUGACAAUGACCUUGAAGGGUGCAGCCACUGAGUCACAGAUGAAGUUUUGCCCCAUCCACAUGCUUUCUGUAAGAAUCAUACAAGCUAAGAACAUCAAGUCAAGAGACCUGUGGACAGUUCCACUUUCCUGCCAAAACCUUGCGGGGCAAUGUUAUUCACUGCUUGAUACCAGUCUGAAGUAUUUAGGCAUCUCGGGCUGCAGUAGACAUCUUCAGUCAAGUCCAGACUCCAGCUCUGAAAGACAUCACCUUGGAGAUUUCCUUUCCCACCGUUGUCAAGCUUCACAAAUGACUGCUUCAGACUGUUAUGUACGCUUGUGGCUGCCAUCUGCUUCAAAUGGAAAGCUUCAGACCAAAACCAUCAGGAAUUCUAACAACCCCGUCUGGAACGAGACUUUCUACUUUAGGAUCCAGAGAGAAGUUGAGAACAUUUUAGAAUUGGCAGUGUGUGAUGAAGAUCCACUCACCAAAGAUGACAUGCAGUUCACAGUUCUUUUUAAUGUUGCUAGAAUCAGACCUGGGGAGACACUCCGUGAAACAUUUGCUCUGAAAUCAGAGAAAGAGAGGUGCAUCAAGAAAUGGGAAAGUUUGGAAGUGGAAUUCUGGAUGGAAAGAAUUCCUGGCCCUCCGGAGCACCUCAUUACCAAUGAUGUCCUUGUGUCCCGUGAGGUUUGCUGCUUGGAAGUGCAAGUGGACAUUAAUGAAAGCAGGAAAUAUUUGAAAGAGGGUAAAAAUCUCGUGCUUACGGUGCCUGCAUCUCAUGAGGGAACACAGAAAACUACAGAGGACACAGAUACUUUCUGCUUCCAUUGUGUGAAGUCUUGGGAGCCAGUUCUAAAAGUCAGGCUGCAGAAAGUUUCUGAUAAGGAAGAUGACAAUAGCAGUUUAAGUGACACCUUAACAGUACCACUGAAAUUUCUCCCUGUUGGACAUAAAGUGAAAGUAACCCUCCCUGUAAGACAUAAUGUGCCGCUGCAGUUGUACCUCCAACUAAAUGAUUGCACAGAAAAACUAGAUGUGCGCUUAGGGUAUGAUCUGUGCCAAGAAGAGCAAGAAUUCUUGCAAAAAAGGAAGAGAGUGGUUGCCAGUGCCCUGAAAAGGAUUCUUCAUCUGGAAAGAGAUCUACAUGGACACGAGGUCCCAGUAAUAGCUGUUAUGGCAACAGGUGGAGGCCUCAGAGCAAUGUCAGCUAUGUUUGGCCACCUCUUAGCUCUUCAGCAGCUGAAUCUGUUGGACUGUGUUACCUAUAUCACCGGGGCUUCUGGCUCGACAUGGACCCUAGCAGACCUGUAUGAGCAUGCUGACUGGUCACAGAAGACUCUGGAGGGGCCACUUAAGGAUGUAAAAGAACAAGUGACAAAAUGCAAGCUCAACCUUAUGUCUAUAGAGCAUCUGAAGUAUUAUCACAAGGAACUUGCUGAAAGGGCAAAAGCAGGACACGUGUCAUCUUUUACAACUCUGUGGUCACUUGUUCAGGAAAUGUUCUUACAUGAACGGCCAAGAAAGUACAAACUCACAGACCAGCGCAAGGCAUUGGAGCAUGGGCAAAACCCGUUGCCUUUCUAUUCAGUCCUCAAUGUGAAAGAGGAAAAGUUCAGUACUUUCAAAUUUAGAGAGUGGGCAGAGUUCUCUCCUUACGAGGUGGCCAUACCAAAAUACGGAGCCUCCAUCUGUUCAGAAUAUUUUGACAGUGAGUUCUUCAUGGGAAGGAGAGUGAAGAAGCUGCCAGAAUCUCGAAUCUGCUAUCUGGAAGGUCUUUGGACAAACAUCUUUACUAGGAAUUUGCUGGAUGGCUUGUACUGGUCCUCAAAUUCAAAUGAAUUCUGGGAACGCUGGGCCCAAGAUAUGGUAGAUAUAGAAAAACAUUCACCUGAGGAUGAUAUCACUAUCAUCGAGCCUCCAUCUUGUUUGUCAGGGAAGUUGUAUGAAAUGUUUCAGGACAUUAUGACCAAGCGUCCACUACUGGGAAAGUCUCAUAACUUCCUGAGAGGCUUAGAAUUUCAUAAGGAUUAUAUCCAUCAGAAAAAAUUUAUUGAGUGGAAAGACACUGUGCUGGACUCUUUCCCUAACAAUCUGACACCGCUGCAGAAAUAUCUUUGCCUGAUAGAUGUUGGCUAUUUCAUCAACACCAGUGGUGCAGCACUUUUCAAGCCAGAGAGGAAUGUAGAUGUCAUUAUCUCACUUGAUUAUGGUUUGGGGAAUGUGUUCAAGCAAUUAGAGAUGACAUACAAAUAUUGCAAGAUACAAAAAAUCCCAUUCCCCAAAGUGGAGCUAAGUAAAGAAGAAGAGAAGAACCCAAAGGAAUGUUACGUGUUUUCGGAUGCGGAGGACCCCAGAGCACCCAUAGUAAUCCAUUUCCCCCUGGUGAACGACACCUUUAAGGAAUUCAAGGAGCCUGGGGUAAAGCGCGGUCUCUCAGAAAUGGAAGAAGGCAAAGUAAAUCUGGAGAACAACUGCUCACCCUAUUACCUCAUUAGGCUAAUCUACUCCUCUGAAAAUUUUGACAAACUCGUGAACCUGAGCAAAUACAACAUCCUCAACAACAAAGACCUGCUCCUCCAGGCAAUCCGGAGUGCUGUAGAACGGAAGAGAAGCGGCAGGACUGGGAAUUUCCCCAGCCACUCUGGAGCUGGAUACCCCUAGGCUGGGUUUUUGCACUCUUCCCCACUGAAGGCUACAACAGUCACACUGCAACACACCACAGUCACCUUAUAACGUGUCGCAGUCACAUUACAGCACAUCCCAGUGUUCAUUCUUUGCAGGAAACUGAGGAAACCUAUACAUUUCUCAUCUUGCCUUGUUCAAGUUCCUAGCUUUCAAAAGGGUUUAUUUAAUCUCCAUUCCCUACAUUUUCAGACCACGAGAGGCUCACACUGUGGUCUUCCUUGUUAAGAAAUUAAGGUCCUGGUUAGCAGAGACCUUCCAGGAUCUCCCUGAUGUUAUAGAACAUGGUGGUGGUAAUAGUAAUAGUUUUUGUGAGUGCCUGUCCCCUCGACCCUGAGCCCGUUGUCGGUGUCUUUCAAUGCUUUGUUACAAACCAAGUCCUGGCCAUUUGCAUUCAGUAAUGUCCAGAUUUUCAGACAGGCUGAGCAACUAGAAUUUGCACUGAAUUGGUGGCCUCAGCUUUGAAGUCAGGCCAAAGAGUCAUGUAUAUCUGUGAACAGCGGCCAAACUGCAACGUGGACAACUGCAUUCUGUCUGGCCGAUUCCCCUUGCUGAUUUAGAAACUAUUCCUUUUUUUCCAUUCCCCUGCAAGAGUUUGGCACAGAAACGCUGCUCCAGACUGCCACGAGGGGGGCAGUUACAUUUCGAGGAGAGAGGACAUCAGCCGCAGAGCAGGAGUACGGUUCUUCUGAGUGUUGGCUGGAGGAAAAAUUCUGCGUAAGGCAUGAGUGGUUAUAUUGAUUUAUACGGGUAACGCCUGUAUGCAUUAACGUGUCAAGAGCCUGAAACAAGCUUUUGAUACCAGAAACUCGAGGGGAAUAAUUACCAUAGAUUCAAGUACAUUUAAUUUAAUAAUCAUGACCAAGACAUAAGCUGGUGCUCCUUACAUAUGUAAACUGAAUGUAGGAGAACAUAACUCACUAACAGAGUGCAUAGCCAUUGUAUUUUCACAGCCAGAAGAUUUUUUCCCUUUACGGUCUUCUAUCCCUAACAUCAUAGGCAAGGUAUUUUUAAUAGGUGCCGCACUAAAAUAGAACACAGAAAAAAAAAAAAAAAUUCUUUAUCACACCUCCUUGCUGGAGGAAAAUAUUUGGAAAAAUCACACCUGGUUUUCAUUUGCUUUGGAGUCCAGUGAGAGACUUUGCCUUGAACUAGGAGCUUGGAACAUCUUUAUAGCCCUCCACCAUAUUAAAAAGAUGGCAGAGAAGGAUGCUGACCGAUACAAAACAGAGCUCCACGCAAGUCAGAGAAGUUUCCAGACUUCCUAGCACUGAAGGAUUUGGACUUGCUUCUGGCUUAUUUAAUCCAAACACAGCAUAUUAAUCGGGACCUCCAAGGAAAAAAUCUUAUACCCUUCUUCUGUGUUGGAAAUUUACUUGAUAGCUAGAAUUAGUUCUACCUGAAAUCCAAAAUUAGAUAAAGAGAAACAGGGAUCUGCCUUUCUGGUAUCCACAGACAGUAUCAAGCUCAGAGGGAGAGCAUUUACAAAAGGCUUCAAUGCCUGAAGCGUGCAUCUACUAAAUGCCUCUGCUGCCACAAGCAGUGGCAACGAAUAAGCCUCAGCAAUGCUUAUUUACUGAGCCAAGGAACACCAUGCAAAACCUGAGGCGUCUUAACAGCUGGAAUGCAACUGUGCAAGUGAAGUCAGACCGUGAGCCGAUGAGAACUAAUCGGACACUGGCUGCAAGAAAAAAACAGCGAGCCAUUUUGAGUUGAGGGGUGAGAUGGCAGCAGGGGGCCAGCUCCGAAGAGAGCGUCCUACCGGCGGGAGCUGUUCCCCGCGCAGGAGAGCGGCACGUCCCGGCGCAGCGUGCCGUGGGGCAGGUGUAGGCACCCACGCAGGCACGGGGGGCGCGCUGCUUCCGCGCUUCUCCGGCUGGUCCGGUAAAGAGACCCCUUCUGACAGCCCGCUUGAACGGACCAAAAACCGAUUCCAUCACGGCUGCAGAGGGGCCCCGAGCUCCCACGUCCCGUGGCCCGGCGUGUCCUGAUUCACCCGGGCUGCAGCGCUGGGCCCCACCAGCCGGCGUUGGGCCCCCUGCUCGCCUCGGCCGGGCAGCGGGCAGGAGGGACAAGGAGGGCGUGAUGCCAUCGUGCUGCCCGUCCCUGCGCCCUCCCUGCGUUGGGGCAGCUGAGGCAUCAACUUAUUGCUUGUGCCUGCCGGGAGGGGUGAAGGGCUGAGCUGGAGGAGAGGGCUGGGGGCUGAACAGCUCAUGGGGGGUCCCAGGAAUAGCGGCCGAUAGCGCCUUUUCUGCUGCAGUGGUUAAAGGGCUCGGCUCAGUCAGGGACACUGGUGUUCUCCACAACAGACUGGGAUUUCUUUUGACACUAAACCAAUAUCUAACUGAAGCUGGAAGACUUGGCCAGUCAGGGCAGACCCCACUGAGAUACAGCAGAUUUGUCAGGAGGAAGCCCACCAGUGAUGCUGUGUAAUUGCCGUUUGUUUAUGUAUCAGUCAUCCCUAUUGUAAAUAGGAACGCUGUUUUACCUCAUCUACCUAAUUUUUGUGCUCUGCUGCAAAAACAUAUCCCUGUUUUGUUCAUGGGCUGCAGUGAGUGAUCCAUAACCCUCGGCAGCACGUGCCCAGCAGCGAGGCGGCUCGGCCAUGCUGAGAAAAUUGGGUCUCCCUCUCUAAAUGCCCCACAGGCCAAUAACUGAGGCGUGUUUGGUGCAUUCAUAGUGCUGCUAAUGCAAAACGGAAAUGCCCACUAAAAUGUGAAAGGGCCAAAAGACCCACAGGGUUUUCAGGUAACCCACAGUCCGCGGAAAAAUAACUUUUCUGAGGAACUGUUAAACCCUGUUACGGGGGGAGGGAGGUAGCUGUGGGUUGGGAAGGUGGCGUGACGCUCCCUUUCCCAGGACAACUGUCACCCAAGGUUGUUAAAGUAGGGCCAGGGACUGCUGGUUAAUCCCGCAGGCCAGAGGCACAGACAAGCACGUGCCCCUUGAUGGCCUUGGGGCCCCAUGUGCUACCCUGUAGCCUUAAAUGAGAAUAGAUUUUUAAACCACAUUUUUGUAUUUCAGCAUCUGAAAUUCUGUGAGGGCUGCAUCAUUGCCCAGCAGAGUGGUGUGGGGUUUUUUUUUGUUUGUUUGUUUGUUUUUGAAGCAUGACAUCGAGGGGGUCUGUUGCUGGCCUGACGGUGUGUGUGGCCGGAGGACCUUGGAGGGGCUGCUGGAGGACCCUGCCGGGUGGAGGGACCCAGGCCUGGCACGGGCCUACCCACACACCUUGUUGGGACGUGGCGUCCAGCACGGGCUGUCCCCAAAGCGCAGCUGGGCUCUGGCGCAGCGCCUGCCACCCUGCACAGCCCGACAGCCUGGGGUGACCUGCGGCUGGGCAGCGACCCGCGCUCAGCCCUGCUCCUUGGUUCCUUUCGUCUGUAAGGGGACAGACUACCGAAACGCCCUGUGUCUGUUCCCCAAAGGGUGCACGUUUGUUUGUUCCCUGGCCCCAGCCCUCUCUUCAUCACAAAAAAAAAAAAAAAAAAAAAAAAAAAAAAAAAAAAAAUUGCAAGUGUGAAAAGGCACAUGGCGUGCUUAUAAACCGGGCCUUGCUGUUCUGGUGUGAUGUUCGCUUGACCGCUGAAGAUGAAGGCAUGCGUGCUAAAACCUCAACUGAAAUGCCCCCCAGAUCGGUGCUUUCAGGUGAACGUUUUGCUGGAAAACCCCCACAAAUACAGAGCUUGCUAUCUGCUGCCAGACACGUAGGAAACAAAUGUUUGCUCUCAUAGCUGUUAGCUUCUCUUCAUAGAAAUUGCUUGCUUGUGUCUUUUGACCGUUUAAUAAUAGAUACAUUAAAAAUAAAAUAUUGCAAAGGAGCACCAGACCCAUGAAACUCUUUAUGCGCUUAAACCCAAGACUACAUUUUUUUCCCAGUUGUAUUAGCACGAUGUGUGCUAGAUGCCUGCUGAGCACUUUGUAGGGCGUUUACUGGUUUCAAGACUGAGUGGAAAAAUCAGAGAGAAGAUGUUCUGGUUUACAAAGGCACUGAGAGCCUGGAAAAAAGUGGAACGAAAUCUACCUCUUGGGGUAAAACCCUCUUCAGUGGAAUGGCACAAGGCAGGGCAGGGGGGCAGCUGUAGUGAGCCACAGCCAGGGCACAGCUUUAUUUUGCCUCUUGGUGAUUUGAUUUAAAUGUGUACCUUUCACUGACUUGUGCUGUUAGCAAUUAAAUGGUGAGUUUAAAAUACCUAAGUUUAAAAAGAAAGUUGGUGGUUGGUUGGUUGUUUUUUGG